UCACUCUCACUCUCUCUUUGUUUCUCCUUCUAUAUAUUUACCUCAAUUUUCAACACCACAAAACUCAUUCAUCUACCUAGCUUAGUAGUUACUAUAUUUUAUUUAUAUAGUUAUAGUAGUUUUAGUGAAAGAAAAAUUAUGGAAGGUUUUGAAGAAGAAAUUACAGAGCCAGUGAGUCCUACAGGACAAUAUUUGAAUAGCUCUUGUUUGUGUGUAUAUAUUUUAGGUGUUUUAGAAUUUGAAAUUUCAAUUGAUGAUUGCCAAACUCUUUCUUUGCUUCAAGAUGUCUUUCUUCCCAUCAACACACGUUUCUCCUCCAUCAUGAUCAAGGACCAAUUCAAUGGAGAGAAAAUAUGGAAGAGAGUUGAAGUUAAUUUGGAAGACCAUAUUAAUGUUCCUGAAUUUUCAAGUGAAAAAUCAUGCAACUCAUUCUAUGAUGAAUCGCUUGAUGAAUAUAUGUCCAAAAUAUCAAUGGAACAUUUACCACAAGAUAGACCACUUUGGGAUAUUCACAUUAUUAAAUAUCCAACAAAAAAUGCAGCUGCAACUGUAGUAUUCAAACUUCAUCAUGCUCUUGGAGAUGGUUACUCUCUAAUGGGAGCUCUUCUUUCAUGUCUAGAGAGAGCUGACAACCCUUCUCUUCCAUUCACAUUACCGUCGAGCCAGAAACCCAAGUCGAUUUUUAGCACAAAAGCAAUUAUCAAGAGAUUUCCUUCUAUUUUUUCCUCGACGCUGCGGUCUAUGAUGGAUUUCGGAUGGAGUAUCGUGAAAAGUAGUAUGAUUGAAGAUGAUCUAACGCCGAUUAGGUCACGUGCUGAUGAUAUCAAACUUCGAAAAAUUACUAUCUCCAAUGUUUCUUUCACUAUGGAGCGGAUAAAAGAAGUGAAAUCACGACUUGACGUGAGCAUAAAUGAUGUGAUUGCGGGUUUAAUUUUCUUUGGAAUUCGAUUAUACAUGUUAGAAAUUAAUCAAGAAUCAAGAAAAGCAAGUUCAACAGCAUUGGUGUUAUUGAACACAAGAAAUAUCAAAGGUUAUAAAUCUGUGAAAGAAAUGGUUAGCAAGAACAAUAAUGGUGCUGCAUGGGGAAAUCAAUUUGCAUUUUUGCAUAUUCCAAUUCCAAAAUUAAAUGAUCCAAAAUUUGAAAAUCCACUUGAGUUUAUUUGGGAAGCUCAUAAAGAAAUUAGCAGGAAGAAAAAUUCUUUGGUUACUCCUCUUACUGGCAUGCUCUUAAAUAUGGUGAAAACAAUCAGAGGCCCUGAGGCUGCAGCUAGAUAUGUACACAGUACUUUGAGAAACUCAAGUACAACAAUUUCAAACAUUAUUGGACCAGUGGAACAAAUGGCUUUGGCUAAUCAUCCGGUUAAAGGUUUAUACUUCAUGGUUGUUGGUCCACCAGAGAGUUUGACAGUUACAAUUAUGAGCUAUAUGGGAAAGUUGAGAAUUGCAUUUGGUUCUGAGAAAGAUUUCAUUGACAAACAGAAAAUGAAGUGUUGCAUGGAGAAAUCUCUUGAGAUGAUAAUUAAAGCAUCAACAAAGACUAUGGCAUAAAAAAACUAUGUCAUAUUAUUAAUUUUUUUUGGUUCAAUUAUGGUAUGUAAUGAUUCUGUAUUAGUUAGUAAUUUUUUUGCUUUCAUGUGGUAUGCAUUUUUGUGUUGAACAUGAUGAGACAUUCCAGAUUCCAUCAGAGUAUUCAAGUUGUGUUUUUUGGGAUAGCCAAUUCGUUAAUAUUUUCAAACGAAUUAGGCAGAUAUGCAUAAUUUGGAGAAUUACCCCCCCUUUU
This is a messenger RNA of Vicia villosa (hairy vetch), 1780 nucleotides long. Its product is annotated as wax ester synthase/diacylglycerol acyltransferase 4-like. The transcript is spliced from 5 exons. Gene Ontology annotation, cellular component: plasma membrane. Bases 139 to 1548 code for a protein of 469 amino acids. Gene Ontology annotation, molecular function: long-chain-alcohol O-fatty-acyltransferase activity; diacylglycerol O-acyltransferase activity. NCBI's taxonomy places the organism in Eukaryota, Viridiplantae, Streptophyta, Magnoliopsida, Fabales, Fabaceae. The record is from RefSeq and is a predicted model, not a curated record. Gene Ontology annotation, biological process: triglyceride biosynthetic process.